This is a messenger RNA of Ochlerotatus camptorhynchus, 4716 nucleotides long. RefSeq names its product brinker (gene brk). The transcript has a single exon. Bases 431 to 2137 code for a protein of 568 amino acids. The record is from RefSeq and is a predicted model, not a curated record. NCBI's taxonomy places the organism in Eukaryota, Metazoa, Arthropoda, Insecta, Diptera, Culicidae.
GCUGCUAACGUUUAGUCAUAUCACCCAUCCUCUCUCGCGCGCUUGGUUGUUUCAGAACUAGUGCUGUGUUGUGUUCAAAACUAGACAGCAAGACACAAAAGCAAAAAUGAGUUUAAAUGGAAAACAUUAAUGUGCAGCAACCAGUAUCACGGUUUCGGGCCAAGUUGUUUCGUUUUUCGGUGACCUACGAAAGGAAUUGAGCAGAAUAUUUUGAUGUGUUUCGAAGUGAAUUUUCAAGUGUAAACCUGUACACGGCUGACACACAGAGGAACCCUUCAGAGAAGUGCCACAGUGAAGACAGUUUUUUUUAUCAGUUUUGCUCGGGUGGAGUGCUGCGGCGGACACACACUGGGAGUUUAGUCCGCAUCGCGCAAAGUGAAGUGAAACUCGAAAAGUGACAGACAGAGCGCUGAGUGUGUGAGCGGAUUGAAUGUGUAGAAAUUACGAAAAUAAUUCAAUAAUGGCGCACGGACUACAUUCGAUGAUAAAAAGUGAAAUUAGCUGCGGGAACGGAGGAAAACCACGGGUAGAACAACAGCAACGUCCCGGAGGCAGUAACAGCCAGAGCAGUUCGGGUGCCGCUGGAAAGAUGGGUUCCCGAAGGAUCUUCACACCGCAGUUCAAACUGCAGGUGCUGGACUCGUACAGGAACGACAGUGACUGCAAGGGCAAUCAGAGAGCCACGGCUCGCAAGUAUGGCAUCCAUCGGAGACAGAUUCAGAAAUGGUUGCAGGUGGAGAAUAAUCUCCGCUCUGCGGCGGCCAACAGCACCUCUAGUGGAGCGGGCGCUGCGAUGAAAAUUAAUCUCAUAGGCAAUCAUCAGGCUCAACCCGCCCCACAGCCCCAGUUCCAACUGCAUCCGCACCAUCUCCACCACCGUCAUAUUCACCAUCAGAAUCUGAAUUCCAUCGAACUAAAAGUGCCUCUGGAUUCAACCAGACACCGCGUCGCUCAAAACGCCAGUUCUAACAAUCACAACAACAACAACAACAACAUCAGCAACGGCAAAGAGAGCAGCAGCGCUUGUAUAAUAUCGCCCGUUUCCACUCACACAGCGUUAGCGCCAUUCUCGCAUCCACACCACGAAACUUCGUCGUCGUCAGCAAGUCUAUCGGUACUUAAACCGCACAGCCGCGGCGAUUCGGCGGCGGUCAUUAUGGCGGUGAGCCAAGUGCAGCGGCCAAGCUUUUCCCCCGUGUCCGGUGAUUUUCCAGUCACCCCGACGCCAACUCAUCCCUACGACCGGCUCAAUCUGCUCGAUCCGUACUAUCCGCACCAUCCCUAUCAUCACCACUAUGGCAAGUACGCGAUCGACUGCCCAAUCGACCUUUCGCUACCGCAGCACUAUCGAAGCAAAUUGGAUCAAGCUCUCUCACCCUGCUCGACCAUUUCAUCGGUCUACUCAUCGCGGCCACAAUCCAUCACACCGGCCCCAGUGGAAAUUAAGAUUGAAGAGCCAUCCCACGAGCCCGCCUCGGACGAUUGCGAAGCAGUCGACCUCUCCUGUCGGAAGCGAAAGACCAGCUCCCCUAGCGAUGACUCUGCCGACGAUGCAAGUCCUCCCAAAUCCAUCAAACUCUUCAAACCCUAUCUGUUGGAUGAGAAAGAUGACGAGAAGGAUUCCACGAUUGAUUCACCCGAUCCUUCGGGGAGGCCCGAUUAUCCCAUCAUUUGGAACUUUCAUGCCCAGCAGCGAUAUUACGAAGGCCUCUUCGAGUACAAUGGUGGAAAAUCCCCGUACGGCUUUCCACCGAGUCCUCCCUAUCUACACCAGCCGUUGACUCCGAUCCCGCGAACCCCUUUCAGUAGCACCCUCUCGCCAUCACCUCCGAGUACCGCGUGCAGUAGCACCCACUGGGCCCAACCGCAGGCUUCACCGGUGUCCGGCUACGACAGUUCUACCUCGAUCUCGUCCAUCUACAGCAACGAUGGAGACGAUGGCUACAGCUACAACCUGGAACUGAAGCAACAGGCCAUCGAAAGCUACUACCACGAUGCCAACUGCCGGGGAGACUUCCGUGCCGUCGCAUCCAAGUACAACAUCAACCGGAAGUACGUGGAAAAGUGGCUCGCCCAGGAGGAUCACCAUGCACUUCCAGCACCGCCAACAGCCCUGCCACAGGUCGUCGUCGGGUAAGCCAUUUGAAUCCAUGUUCAGAUCUAAUCAAAACAAGGAUUUCGAUCCCGGCCCCUCCCGGCUCCAUUCUGAUAAUAUUUUAUCGCUGAACACGAGUAUAUACGAUUAGUCCUGUGAUGUCCUGUUUGUUUUGUUCGGUUUAGUUCGACCCGGUAGCAAUGGUCAUGUAAUGAUCACGGUCAGUUUAAUUGAUUCGUCACAGUUCGGAGUGCACGGGGCACUACCGAGUCCACAGGGACUUUGUUGGAAUAACUGAAAUGUGAUAUUUAUAACAUACAUAUACAUAUACAUACAUAUACCGAUGCGUAUCGAGUAAGUUUUGUCAGGAUUAGCUGCUAGCAGAUUAUCGUAGUGAGAAAACAGCCGUAAACUAUUGUACAGAAGGGAAGGUGUGAAAGGAAUUUUCGGAAAGGUACAUGUUUCAAUCUUGCAAUCAGCGCGCAGCUCGGAGCAGGUCUCCGAGCGUACGGGUUUUUCGUUUUGGGAAUUUUGCUGUUAAAAUCACUUGAAAGAAUAAAUAUGCUAAUUUUUAUGGGACUGCGUACAGGCAGGAAUUGGUUUCGUAAUUAGCAUAACAAUUGCUUUUUAUUAACAGAGCCAAGGGAUCAGCAACCGUAGGUGGUCUAGGCGAGAGAGAGAGAGAGAGAGAGAGUGAGAGAAAUGAAAGUUAACAUCGCUUGACGCAGGUGUUGCAGCCCUCUGCAGAACUUAGGAUCCGCCCCCUGAGAAUUAACGAACACAUUUCGGCCACCGCAGGAUCGCAGGUAGAUCCUUGGCGUUAUAUGAUCUCUCCCUAUAUCCCGUAUUCGUUUACCUUCUACCCCCGGUCGUCGUCGAUGGACGAAUACAAAUCACAGGUGCCAUAUAGUUUCUAGCCUUUUAUUUUCGUUUUCAUCCCAAACCGAGCCAAGUGCGAAAUCGGGGGCUGGAAUAUAAUCUGCUCAUAUCCCCUGCAACUGCAAUAAUAACAAAGCAAUAAAAGCAACACCUUUCGCUCUCUCUAUCUCUCUCUCUUGAGCCGGCAGGUCAAGCGCAUAAUCCGUCGGGAUUUCCCACAGUCUUGAAAGUUUUCAUUUCACACAGCAUUUGACUACCCCUAGAUGCCCAUCGACAAGCCACCUCUAAAUGGCCGAUGAGGCAGAAAUGUCAAUCCCGGGGUCGCGGUGCGAAAUUCGACGCUCGUAAACAAAAUGGCUGCCACUGUGAUCAUCAGCAGGAGUGGCUUGCUGCGAUCGAUUGCGUCACUUCUCCCCUCCCCCACACCAGACCAAUGAUUGCUUUGUAGAUCUCAAGCCAAGCGCGAAAACCGAAAAAUAAUAACAAAAUCACGUUGCUCCACUACACAAACAGCGCAAAACGAUGCAACUAAAAUUAGGGGAAUGAUUGAACAAUCGUUAGCAGAAAACGAAAAAUAAAGGUGCCACUAAUUACCUGACAACUAUUGCCAACAACUACCAUAGCGUCCGCGUGUCGUGUCGACCGACGGGGUUUGUGUGUGUCAUCCGUCGUCGUCUCGUCGUUGCACUGAAUUAUUGUGUAUUUCCCAACGACCGACCGACCGACCGACACUCGACCAGUAGAUUUGAGCGAAAAUUGCACCAAUGAUUUCAGCGCUUUAUUUUUGAGCCAUCGCAUCGUUUCGCGCAAUCGACGAGAAACACUGUACCUUUCCGACCGGUUCCAAUCCCACCCCAAGCAUAAAAUCAAAAGAAUCAACGGAAUUAUCAAAAAUCAGAACAAUCCUGUCAAAUACUAAUUAGGGAGAACAUAUUUGUGAAUAUCAAGUGCCUAAUUGAAUAACAUUUAAAGAAAUAAGCAUCAAGCAAGUUAAUUGAUAGAGUAAAGAAAAAAAAAAACAAAGUAAAUCAAGUGCCAAUACAAAACAUAAAAUACACACAGCUAUACCUAAUGUAAGCAAUUUAUCAACACUGAUCCCCAGUUACUUCAGAGCGCGUUUUCAGGUGGAACAAUAAUUUCAUAUCUUGAUGUAAAUACAAGAACAACUCAUGUGUCAUCCUUUGAUCAGCAUUCAUUUUUUUUUUUCGUUUUUAAUUAAGUUAAGUGGGAAACGAAAGAUUUCUGCUGAGCAUCCUAAUUUCACGAUCAUAACUUAUCUAGUUGACUAGCGUGUGCAUCCAUCAUGAGGAAAAAGUAUACAGAUUAGUUCGUAAGCGGUUACUUGUACUAAUUAUUCUUUGUAGAUUUGCUAUAUAGGUUAUGAUUAUCACUCUCGUUUUCUAAAAAAAAAGAUGGAAUGAAAAAUUAAGCAAAAAUCAGUAGUUUUAUCCGACCUUGUAAAUACAUGCGAGCAACAGCAAAGUGCAAGCAGCCAUAUUUGGAUGAAUGCGAAUGAAUCAUUAGACAGAGAGAGAGAUAGAAGGAGAGAUAGUUCCAGUGGGACGUAUUUUAAACUAUUUAAAAUCGGAAUGAACGAGGCGAAGCAAGAAAACAUAUUGUAUUUUCUAUUCUACUAUACAACCGCGAAUGAAAGGAUGUUCUUUUUAUUUGAAUCAGAAAUAAAAGAUGAGAAAUAUAUCUAUACUAUGAUAGUUGUAAAACAUUAUCAUAAACAAUUUAAA